Messenger RNA from Selaginella moellendorffii, 1281 nucleotides. RefSeq names its product vesicle-associated membrane protein 714. The transcript is spliced from 4 exons. Gene Ontology annotation, cellular component: membrane. Bases 144 to 806 code for a protein of 220 amino acids. Lineage: Eukaryota; Viridiplantae; Streptophyta; Lycopodiopsida; Selaginellales; Selaginellaceae. The record is from RefSeq and is a predicted model, not a curated record. Gene Ontology annotation, biological process: vesicle-mediated transport.
UUAAUUCUAGCCGUCGAUUCCUAGGCUAGGGUUCUUCGAAACGAGAAAUCGAUCGAGCUUUGCGCGGUGGAUCCUCUCCUCCCAGUAAGCAAUCUCCAGGUCUAGCAGCAGGAGCAGCACUAGCAGCGGCAGGCGGUAGGGCGAUGACGAUCUUGUACGCGCUCGUCGCUAGAGGAUCGGUCGUGCUAGCCGAGUUUAGUGCUGUCACAGGGAAUGCUACCACCAUCGCCCGGCGGAUUAUCGAGAAGCUGCCGGCUUCCAGCGAUAGCCGCCUCUCCUAUUCGCAGGAUCGCCACAUUUUCCACAUCAUGAAGGCCGAUGGUCUCACUUUUCUUUGCAUGGCAACAGAUACAUUUGGAAGACGAAUUCCUUUCGCUUAUCUGGAAGACAUUCACAUGAGAUUUAUCAAGACAUAUGGACGAGUUGCUCGCACCGCUCUGGCAUACUCGAUGAACGACGAGUUUUCUAGAGUUUUGCACCAGCAGAUGGAAUACUUUUCCAAUAACCCCGAGGCGGACACGAUCAAUCGGGUCAAAGGCGAUCUAAACGAGGUCCGAUCAGUUAUGGUCGAAAACAUUGACAAAGUCUUGGAACGAGGUGACAGAAUAGAGCUCCUGGUGGACAAGACAUCCACGAUGCAAGAUAAUAGUUUCCGCUUCAAAAAACAAUCCCGUCGCCUUCAGCAGGCAAUGUGGAUGAAAAACGCCAAACUCUUGGCUUGCAUGACGUGCCUCAUCGUCUUCUUGCUCUACAUUGUCAUCGCAAUGUUCUGCGGCGGCCUUGGCCUAUCAUCCUGUCGCAAAUGAGAGGAUCCUUGCCUCCUCGUCGGAUUCAUCGUCGCAGCACCAAACCGAAAGAAGUUUUUUUUUUUUCCUCUCUCUCUUCUCUAAGGUUCGCCACUGCUCAAAGCUUGAAGUGUUUGUAGAUAUAUCGUGUGGAUUUUCCUUCCCCCUUUCGUUUGUUUUUGCUCAUGAUCGUAGGCUAGGGACGUGCACAGUGCAAAUGCUUUUACAAGGCGACACCUCUUUUCUUCGCCAUCCCGGCUUUGUUGUUUUCCUUCUCCUUUUUCCUUUUGUUCGUCUGGGAAUCUCUGGGAAUCAAGGCUGCCCGCGCUGCCCGCGGAGGAAAGCCGAGAGUUGCCAGGCCGGACACAACUUUUGUGGGGACACGAACGAACGAACUAACGCGCAUUCAACAAACGAGCGCUCCAAGUGGUGGUCGCGAGAUCGAUUCCCUCUUUCCAUACUUAAAUAAUUGGGUGGCAUCGAUUCCACAAACCCA